Messenger RNA from Drosophila subobscura, 4909 nucleotides. RefSeq names its product low-density lipoprotein receptor (gene LpR2). The record is from RefSeq and is a predicted model, not a curated record. The transcript has 12 exons. The coding region runs from base 228 to 3419 and encodes 1063 amino acids. Gene Ontology annotation, molecular function: protein binding; calcium ion binding. Lineage: Eukaryota; Metazoa; Arthropoda; Insecta; Diptera; Drosophilidae.
CGUUUUUGUCGGGCGUGCCGAACUGUCGUCUUCUGUCAGUGUAUCGCAUGUUAUUUAACCGUUAAUUUCUCAGUUCGUACAUAUUUUGGAACGCGAAUAAAGAUUAGGCCAAAAGCCAAAUGCAAAUAAUAAAUAUAUUAGAAAAAGAGUAAAACUAAACAAUAUACAGUUCCACAUUGUGCAUCUCCCAGUAAAAAGUGUUUAUUAACAGAUAAUUUGAAAUAGAGAUGGCAACAGUUUGCCAGCCCAAUUACACAGAACGCUUUCAAUCUAAUAAUGAGAAUGAGUAUGAGAAUAGUAACAUUGCCAGCAGCAGCACCACCACCCACACAUCCCAUGAGCAGUCGCUGGUGACCACCAAGGCCACCGUGACCAGUGCGUUCUUCUUCAGCAGCAGCACCAACUACCAGAGCUGGGUGCAGCAGCUGAUCAGCUUCAGCUUCACCUCCUCGUUCCAUCUGCUCUUCAUCACGUGCAUUUUGAGCAUCAGCAAAUUCUGCAAUGCCGCCGCAGUAAAUGCCGCCCAGGUAACGGCCUCCACGCCCAGUCCCAGCGAGAUUAUGCAAAAUCUAAGUGGGUCGGCGCUCCUGGAGAAGAUUAAGGCCAGCACUUUGGGGACGCCAUUGGAUCGACUAAAACACCUGGCCCCAGCGGCAGCCAACAGUCUGAGUCCCGGCAUUGGAGUGACCAAUUUUGGGCACUCUAUCAAUUCGGUGCUUAAUGGAAAUCCAUUCAAGUUUCUGAAUGUUUCCGGCAAGAUUGGAACACCAUUCGAUAUAACUCAAAGCAUCCCCAACUACUGCGAGGAGAAGCAAUUCCAAUGCGCCAGUGGCGCCUGUAUACCCAUCAGAUUUGUAUGCGAUGGCGAGUCAGACUGUCCGGACCACAGCGAUGAGCGACUGGAGCGCUGCAAGUUCAGAGAAUCAACUUGCAACGCGGACCAAUUCCGCUGCGGCAAUGGCAACUGUAUUCCACAGAAAUGGGUCUGCGAUCAUGAGGCUGACUGUACCGAUGGUACCGAUGAGUUUCUACCACUUUGCACGCGAAAGACUUGCUCACCGGAGCAGUUUCAGUGCAAAUCUGGCGAGGGUUUGUGCAUACCCCUGUCAUGGAUGUGUGAUCAGAACAAGGAUUGCGACGAUGGCAGCGAUGAGGCGCAGUGCAAUGCCACCUGCCGCUCGGAUGAGUUCACCUGCGCCGGUGGCGACUGCAUUCAGAGCCGCUGGAAAUGCGACGGUGAUCACGACUGCAUGGACGGCUCCGAUGAGCUCAACUGCCCCGCCAAAGGCAAGUGCCCCGAGGAGGCGUUCACCUGCGAUAGCGGUGAUUGCAUCAGCAAGCGUUGGGUGUGUGACGGCGACUAUGACUGCAAGGAUCACAGCGAUGAGAAGCAAAACUGCAGCAUUGAUCCAGGACUCUUGAUGGGUUUCUGCCAACCGCACGAGUUCUCGUGCAAGGAUCGCAUCACCUGCCUGCACCGCACCUGGGUGUGCGACGGGGAUGUCGACUGUCCCGGCGGCGAUGACGAAGAUCCAGUCAACUGCCAGAACGUGACCUGCAGGCCGGAUCAGUUCCAAUGCGGUGAUCACAGCUGCAUCGCCGGACACCUCAACUGCAAUGGACAGAGAGACUGCGCGGAUGGCAGCGACGAGCGGAACUGCAGCAUGGGCACACCCUCGAGGGAGUGCAAUGCCACCAGCGAAUUCAACUGCGGUGGAGGACAGUGCAUAGCACUGGACAAAGUGUGUGAUAGGCGCAAGGACUGCCCCGAUGGCGAAGACGAGCCGGCAGGCAAGUGUGGCGUGAAUGAGUGUGCCGCCAAGAAUGGCGGGUGCAUGCACCAGUGUGUCGAUCUGGUGGUGGGCUACAAGUGCGAGUGCCGAAAGGGAUACAAAUUGUCCGGGGAUAAGCGCAGCUGUGUGGACAUUAACGAAUGCGAGAACCCGGGCGUGUGCUCCCAGUUGUGCAGCAACGAGAUUGGGGGAUUCAAGUGCGAAUGCGAGGCGGGAUACAUGCGGGACCCGCACAAUCACACUCGUUGCAAGGCGGGCGAGGGACAUGCGUCCCUGCUUCUGGCGAGACGUCACGAUAUACGGAAGAUCGCCCUCGAUCACAUGGAAAUGACGUCGAUCGUAAAUAGCACAAAGUCGGCGACGGCACUUGACUUUGUGUUCCGCACGGGAAUGAUCUUCUGGAGCGACGUGACGACGCAGAGCAUCUACAAGGCGCCCAUUGACGAGGGAAACGAGAAGACGGUGGUGCUGAAACAGUCGUCAGUGACAUCGGAUGGACUGGCAGUGGACUGGAUCUACAACCACGUGUACUACACGGACACGCACAAGUGCACCAUCGAGCUGACCAAUUUUGAUGGCAACAUGGGCAAGGUGCUCAUUGAGGAUGCGCUGGACAUACCGCGCUCCAUCGCCCUCGAUCCCAUCGAGGGCUGGAUGUACUGGUCCGACUGGGGCGCCUCCCCGCGCAUCGAGCGCGCCGGCAUGGAUGGCAGCCACCGCACCACCAUAAUCAGCUACGAUGUCAAGUGGCCCAACGGCAUCACCCUGGACCUGGUGCGCAAACGCAUCUACUGGGUGGAUGGCAAGCUGAAUGUCAUCUCUUCGGCCAACUACGAUGGCUCCCAACGGCGCCAGAUUCUCUACUCCACCGAGUACCUGCGGCAUCCCUUCUCCAUCACCACAUUCGAGGACUACAUAUACUGGAGCGACUGGGACAAGCAGACCGUCUUCAAGGCUAAUAAGUUCACGGGCGAGGGCGUGGAACCCAUCACAGCUGUACACAUGCUUCAGAAUCCCAUGGUGAUCCAUGUGUAUCAUCCGUACCGACAGCCCGAUGGCAUCAAUCACUGCCAGUCCGUGAAUGGCCACUGCUCCCAUCUCUGCCUGCCCGCACCGAGGAUCAACGAGCGCAGUCCGCGAAUCUCUUGCGCCUGUCCCACGGGUCUCAGGCUGAUGGCCGAUGGUCUCAUGUGCGUCGAAGAUCUGCGUGUGAAAAGUGUGCGUCCCACUGGACGCAGCAGGACGAAAAACGUUUCCGCUGCAACCACAACGAAACAGCCUCAAGAAGUGCACGCGAUAGUGCCGGUUGAAAAGAAAUCAAAUGACAACAGUUCCACACACACAAUUCAUAGGAUUGAUGCACCAGCAGAGCAGGAUCAUGGCCGAAUUGCCUGGAUUGUAAUAGGCAGUUUAAUGGGCACCACUGUGGUGGCUUAUCUCAUCCUCCUCACAUACAGACGUUGCACCCGUGCUGUCAACUCUAUGAACUUUGAGAAUCCCGUGUAUCACAAGACUCCCGAGGAUCACUUUAGUUUGGAGAAGAAUGUAGCGCCGCACAUGUAUGCCACAGCCAUGGUUGAGGAGUCUGAAAAUCCUCUGUGUGAACGUGGCACCGAAUGUGUCUAGGGCAGCCCCGGCAAAAAUAUCCACUUAAAUGCAUAUCCAAAAAUUUGAAAUACUGGCCGUGUAGCCCAAGGAGAGGACCCCAAAGAACAACAUCUCCUCCAAUUAGUAAUUCCCUUAGAUUAAGGUCCCACUCAACACAACUCAGCGCAACUCAACGAAAACGGAUAAUAAAAAUUGAAUAGGAAAAUGCUAAUGGCGAAGCAUCAAUAAGAGGAAACUUUCAGUUAGAAAUAGGAAAAACGAGUAGGAACGUUUGUGAGGCGCUUCGCAUGCGUCACAACUUUUAUACCCGGUACUCAGGCAGUAUAUGUAUCUGUACCUAAGUGGUUUUUUUUUCUUCGAAUUAUACAUUUUUACAUCUUCAUCAUUUUUACAUCAUUUUUUGUACAUCUGUCAUCGACAUCUACUUCACUCCACCAGCCAAAACGCCAUUUUAGCUCGCCACCAUCGAACAGGGACGCACACUGCAUAUGGCAGAGUGUGCGAGCGAGAAAGAAUGACAACAAUAAGCAUGCAUAGGCAAAGCUACUGGACGGGGUGGAGGUAGCCACUGCAAAUUAAGGUCUUCAUAAUUUAUAAAUUCGCCAUUCCCUACCGAAUUGCAUUUUUAGUUUUCUCUUAUCUUCAAAAUCAUGAAAUACACUUGAAACAGUGUGACAUCCUAGCCUUCUGAAUGCAACAUUUGGUGGCUCCAGCUUUUAUAGUCUCUGAUAUUCAGUCGCUUAUCAAGACGGACUGACAGACGGGCAUGGUUUUAUCGACUCGGCGAUUGAUGAUGAUCAAGAAUAUAUGUAUGUACUUUUUGGGGUCGGAAACGUUUCCUUCUGUGAGUUACAGACAUCCACUUUUCACUACAAAUACAAAAUGCCCUAUUUCCUCUUUGAGUACCGGGUAUAAAAAAGAAUGCCAAAAAGGAAAGAAAAAAAGAAAAGACAGAGGGACAUCAGCAGUAAACGGGCAAAAUGAAAAUACUCAACAAAUUCAAUUUGUUGCCUAGCUUCAAAUUUAAUUUAAAUUUAACGAAUACUAACGCCGACACACACGAACACAUUCUCACAGAUACAUGCAUGCAUAUACUCCCGCACACACAUUGCACGCACACAUAAACUAAAACAAAAAAAAAAAAAACACAAAACUUUUUCUAGGCUACACGUUUUGACAUCGACUAACGGCGUUCACACACAUACACUCUUACAUGUCAACACAUACACUCUCCCACAUACAAAAGCCCACACAAAAGGAGAGACGAGUGCCACGAAGCCAUUCGGGGACAGUAACUCCAACCUCCAACUUUCCCUUCAAGUUCAUGAAAUCAAUUGUAUAAAGUUAACGAAAAGUUGAAGUUUGAUCAAGAAAGAAACAUUUUGUGAAAUUCGAAAAAAACGAAAAGAAAAACCUAAAAGCACAAAAGAAAAUCUUUUUAUAGCCAUAACAAUUAUUGUGACUAGCUAUAAUAAUUUUGUUGUUUUUGCAACAAAACCUAAAUCAAU